Molecule: messenger RNA, 810 nt
Organism: Leptonychotes weddellii (Weddell seal)
Lineage: Eukaryota; Metazoa; Chordata; Mammalia; Carnivora; Phocidae
Source: RefSeq, a predicted model, not a curated record
AUGUACAUGAUAACCAUGUUUGGGAAUGUGCUCAUCAUCCUGGCCGUCAGCUCAGACUCCCACCUCCACACUGCCAUGUACUUCUUCCUCUCCAUCCUGUCCUUUGUAGAUAUCUGUUUCACCUCCACCACCAUCCCCAAGACGCUGUGGAACAUCCAGACUCAGAGCAAAGUCAUAACCUAUGCAGGCUGCCUCACGCAGAUGUACUUUUUCAUACUCUUUGCUGUACUGGAUGACUUUCUCCUGGCCACGAUGGCCUAUGACUGGUUGGUAGCCCUCUCCCACCCCCUGCACUAUACAGUCAUCGUGAAUCCCCAGCUCCAUGGACUGCUGGUUCUUGUGUCUUGGAUGGUGAGUACCCUGAAUUCCCUAAUACAAAGCUUAAUGGUGUUGUGGCUGUCCUUCUGUAGAGAGGUGGAAAUCUCCCACUUUUUCUGUGAAAUUAAUCAGGUGAUCCAACUUGCCUGUUCUGACACCUUUCUUAAUGACACGGUGAUGUAUUUUGCAGCUGGAUUGUUGGGUGGUGCUUCCCUAGCUGGGAUCCUUUACUCUUACUCUAAGAUAGUUUCCUCCAUAAGUGGAGUAUCAUCAGCUCAGGGCAAGUAUAAAGCAUUUUCCACCUGUGCAUCUCACCUCUCGGUUGUCUCCUUAUUUUAUUGUACGGUCCUGGAAGCGUACCUUAGCUCUGCUGCUACCCAGAGCUCCUACUCAAAUGCCAUAGCCUUGGUGAUGUACACGGUGGUCACGCCCAUGCUGAACCCCUUCAUCUACAGAGACAUAAGAGAACAGAGACAUAAAGAGGGCUCUUAA